Apaloderma vittatum (bar-tailed trogon) is the source of this 509-nucleotide messenger RNA. RefSeq names its product chromosome unknown open reading frame, human C7orf73 (gene STMP1). The transcript has 2 exons. NCBI's taxonomy places the organism in Eukaryota, Metazoa, Chordata, Aves, Trogoniformes, Trogonidae. The annotation marks the transcript as partial. The record is from RefSeq and is a predicted model, not a curated record.
CUUGGUUUUACUCUUGGCAAUGUGGUUGGGAUGUAUCUGGCUCAGAACUAUGAUAUUCCUAAUAUUGCCAAGAAGCUUGAAGAUUUUAAGAAGGAUGUGGAAGCUAAGAAGAAACCUCCCAGUGACAAGUCCUAAGAGAGCAAUGUUACCCAGGUCACCUCUGUGCAUGCAUCAAGGAUGCAAUUUACCUUUCAGGCAAGGAAGAUCAGGUAGAGGGUUGCCAUGGGAAGUUCCUGCAAUUUUAGUCUCUUAGAUCUGGAAUGUCCUUCUUUUGAAAGAGCAGCCAUGAACUUUUCCUGGGACUGAUUUUCAAGGGUUUCAGAAUUUGGAUUUGCAGCUGAUAUGUGACUGGAUAAGAUCGUUUGUAUUUUUUGUUAUUGCUUUUCCUAAUAUUUUGUAACCCGUUUUUACCUGAUCCAACUGGAGUCCUGUUACUAUGUGUACCUCACACUUUGUAAUACCCUAGUUCUUAGAACAUCGCAAAAGAAAUUAAAUCCAUCAAGAAGUAA